Messenger RNA from Symbiodinium sp. CCMP2592, 3123 nucleotides. Lineage: Eukaryota; Dinophyceae; Suessiales; Symbiodiniaceae. The record is from the annotation of a GenBank genome assembly.
AUGUCGGUUUCAGCCGGCGCUUUGGACAUCGCUUUUGCUUCAGGGGCUUUGCGCUCUAUCGGCUUCUUCAAUGGGCUUGAAGUAGAGCAGGCCUACGAUUGGAUGUUCGAAGAGGGCAGGCAUUGUCUGAUGAAUUUAGACUGCUGCUUAUCUGCUGCAGGGCGAUUAUCACUCAGGCCGGUGCUCGACGCACUGACUGCUCUUCAGGUUGGGGCUCGCGAGCCCGUGGGUACUGGAGUUCUUGCGUCUGGCGCUCAUGGGGCACAUUCGUAUAUGGAUUGGUGCCGCAUGUUUCCUGAAGAGCGUGUUCAGCUUUUGCGCUGUCUACCUAGCCUCUUGCUCCUUUGCCGUCCCGCCGGUCCCCUGGAGAGAGCAGUGCACUAUCUUCGAGAUUUGAUGCAGCGCGGCUUCGAGGACCGUGCCUUUUGCUUGUGUGCUGUUGUUUUGCCCCUACACGGGCCCCGCAGCAGCACCAUGGCUCUAGACUUGUGUGAUCGUUUGAGGGCCACCGGGCUGCAGCCCAUAGCGCCCUUGCUCUUCGAUCAUGGUGUCCGGCAACUUGCCGACAUAGCCUGGCAGCUUGAAGCUUUGGUCUUAGGCCGAUUGGAGGUCAACAUUGCUGUGCCCAGCGGGCGGCCGGAUCACCCACAGGUUCGCCCUCGUAAAAGAGCUUCGUGGGCAUUGGCGGAGGCUGCCCAACCGGCAAAGAGGCAGGCGGCCCUCGAUGCUUUGCAGGCAGAUGUGCUCGCGGCGACCACUAAAUCAUCAGUGGAUAGCCGUGUCAAGGCGUGGCAAGAGCUUUGCCUCGCCUGGGAAAAGGUCCCUUUCCCGAUCAAGGUCGAGACUGUUAAGUGCAUCGGUGCCAGCUUGAAGGCGGGCGGUUACCACUCUUGCUCCAAUUAUUUCGGGGCGGCCGUGGGGCAUCAGAUGCGCACCAUGGGUGCCCCGAUCGGGGAAGAUGUGCGCUGGGCCAUUAAGGACACAGUGCGGGCCAUCACGCGUGGGUUGGGACCGUCUCAGCUUAAGGACAGCUUCGAUUUGGAGCUCCUGCAGCCCAUUGUGCCUUACACCAGGCAGCGGGCAGAGUUCCACGUGGGCCAGCUUGAUGCCGAGAUCGAUCUGGCCCUCAUAGCUGCAUGGUGGAUGCUUCGCGAAAUAGAGGUUUCUAACGCUCGUGUACACCAUUUGUACCUCAGCCGGGACGAGUCCUUCCUUGCGCAUUUUCUCGUUCCCAUCUCGAAGGCUGACACACAAGGGCAUUUGACCGUGCGCUCCUAUGCCUGCAUUUGCAGGGCUCGCUCUGAGAGGCUGUGCCCGUGGCACGCCGCCGACCGGCACUUGCAUCGGUUGUACCUCUUGCGCAAGACUCGCAGGCAGAUCACGUACCUCUUUCCUGACAGUGACGGCGGCCCUCUCUCCAAGGUGCAGGUAGUUCGCAUCUUCGAGCGAGUCCUCUCUGCUGCUGGCAUUCCUUUGACGCGUCCAGACGAAUGUGGCCGGGAGGUUCCUCGCUUCCAAGGCCAUGUUAUGCGAGUGAGUGGCACGCAGUUUCUGGCAGCCAUGGGGCUCAGCGUCCCCAUGAUCCAAUUACAGGGAAGAUGGAGCAGCCGUGCCAUCGACCGUUAUGUUCAGUUGGCGCCAUUGCUUCGGAUGCCACAGGCUGUUCGUGAAGCCAGGAACCGCGGAUCCAGCUCUUUCCUCAUCGGUGCCGGGCCCGGUGCGCCUGCUGUGGCGGCAGCCCCUGAGGCAGUUGAAGGACAUCCCCAGUCGCCACCGCCGGCCGCGAACAAACCACGGCCAGCCAAGAAGAAGGUCGAGACGAUUGAUGUCACAGGCGACGCCACCGAGUCGCAGCGUGAUGGCGUCUCCGCGGGGCAGGUGCAGAAGGAGUUGCAUCAGUUCAUGGCGGCCGUCUUGGAGCCCAAGGAGAUGUUGGUCGUGCAGCCGCGCCGGAAGGUUGCUCAUGUGAUCGCCGUUCCCGAGGAAUCGCAUGACAUUGCGGUUUGGCGCACCUCGUGUGGGUGGGCCUAUGGAUGGUCCCAUUUCUAUCGCGCAGAGAAAGGGGCCUUGGGGCCAGGUCUGCGCUUGUGCAAGCGCUGUUUUCCUGAGGAGACCGCCGACUCGAGAUUCACGGCCUUUUGUCGCGAGCGCCUCCUGAGCUUCUUCGAUACGUUGCUCAAGAAGUUGCGAAGUGUCCCGAACCGCCUCAACCAGUUCAAGAUCUACUACGAGACGGUGGCAUGGAGGCUGGCACAGGCCCUGCGAGCCAACACUCCGUUCCAGCAGGCGGUGCGGGGCGUGCUCGGGGACACCAUCCUGUGGCAGGAGACCCUGGCCAAGGAAGUCACCACGCCCACGGCGGCCGAGAAGCCCAAGAAGCCUGAGACGCCGCCGAAGCGCCGAUCCAAAGACACUCCUCCUCCACAGGCUCCCGCCAAGAAGGGCGACACAGGCUGGGGGCAGCAGCAGCGCAAGGUCGUGGCGGCCGGACCCCCACCAAGGGUCCCACAAGAAGAAGGACGAAUGAGAAAUCGUGGGGACUCCGACCCAGUGGAGAUGGGUCAAGGCCAUGCCACGCAAGCCGGCGCAGGCUGCUUCUACCAGCGCUGCCGGCUCGCAGCCGAACCCUGGGGUGAUCUUGCUGUCCUUCUUCGAUGGCAUCGGUACUUCUGCUUUGGCUGCCCAGGAUCACGCCCGGAUCGUGCACAUGAUGGCUUGGGAGGUGGACCCUGCCGCCACGGCUGUGUGCAGUGCACAUUUCCAGCACGUUGUGGAGCACAGGGGCGAUUUUCAACAGGACAGCGCAACGGCAGUCGCUUGGAUCCUCAGGCCUACCACACGUUGCUGGUGACGGCCGGGCCACCUUGCCCCGACUUUAGUCGGGUCCACGACGGCCCCGGCCGUUCGGGGGAGACUGGACAGCUUUUCAAGCAGUUCUGUGAUUUUCUUGAUGAGCUGGAGGCUUUGUUGAUUGGCCGCACUCUUGCCGUGCUCGUGGAGAACGUGAUCAUGGCCUGCUACGGGGAUAUCAACUACUUUUCGCAGCGCUUACGCUGCGAGCCGAUCGUCGCCGACUCCAUUGACCUCGGUGUGGUACAUAGACCACCUCCAAGAUCAGGUUAG